Elaeis guineensis (African oil palm) is the source of this 2381-nucleotide messenger RNA. Its product is annotated as probable leucine-rich repeat receptor-like protein kinase At1g68400. Lineage: Eukaryota; Viridiplantae; Streptophyta; Magnoliopsida; Arecales; Arecaceae. The record is from RefSeq and is a predicted model, not a curated record. Gene Ontology annotation, biological process: protein phosphorylation. Gene Ontology annotation, molecular function: protein kinase activity; protein binding; ATP binding.
CUUUCGAUCCAAUUAUUCUCCCGCUCCACCCCCUCCUUACAUGAACGAUUAAUUAAUUCAUCCAGUCGCUCCUCCUCCUCCUCCUCCUCCUCCUCCUCCGGUGCUCAACAGGUACUAUCCCGCCUCUUGCCUUUAUUCCCGUCUAAUUACCAUACCCAUCAUAUCCCACUGGAAUAAAUCCCCACGUCCAUUCCUCUCCCUCUGCUCACUCCUUCCCGAGGAACAAUGACGGUCAGACACCCUGUCGCCCUUCUCUUAUUGUUCCUCCUAUUCCCCGCCUCUCUCUCUUAUCCCAAUCCUGACCUCCAUGCACUCCUAGCCUUCAGGACCUCCGUCGACCCCUUCGGCGCCGCCCUCUCCUCAUGGGACCCCGCCGUCGACCCGUGCUCCGGCGCCUGGCUCGGCGUCUCCUGCAGCGGCGGCCACGUCACCCGCCUCGUCCUCGAGGGCCUCCGCCUCGCCGGGCCCAUCGAUGCCCUCGCCCUCCUCCCGACACUCUCUCUCCUUAGUCUCAAGAACAACUCGUUCUCAUCCCCGCUUCACCGCCUAGAUUUCACCCUCUGGCGGCCCCACCUCAAGCUCCUCUACCUCUCCCACAACCGCUUCUCCGGCCCCUUCCCCUUCGGCCUCCUCCAGCUCCGCCACCUCCACCGCCUCGAUCUCGCCGGCAACCUCGUCUCCGGCGGCAUCCCGCCCGAGAUCGGCCUCCUCCUCCCGGGCCUCCUCACCCUCCGCCUCGAGAACAACCUCCUCACCGGCGGCAUCCCAUUGUCUUUGGCCGUCGUCGCCGAACUCUCUGACCUCAAUGUCUCUCACAACCGCUUGGCCGGGAAGAUUCCUGGGAGCCUUUCCUCCUUCCCUCCGUCCGCCUUCGCCGGGAAUCUUGACCUCUGCGGCGGUCCUCUGUCCCGGCGUUGCUUUAAUCCGACGGCGAGGAGCGCUCCCAUGCCGAAGUUGGGUGGCGGGAGGAGGCGAUGGAAAUGGAAAUCGAAAUGGGUAUGGAUCACGGCGGCGCUCGUCGCCGGCGCUAUGUUGACGGCGGCAGCGGUGCUUCUUCAUCGACGGCGAGAGAGAAUAAAAGAAAGUAGAGGCGGAACAGGGGAAACGGGAGGAGAGAGGGAAGAGAAACGAAGAAGCAGGAGAAGGGGAACCGGGGAGGGGAAGAUGGAGUUCUUCGAGGGGUGCAGCGGGGAAUUCGGGCUGGACGAGCUGAUGAGGGGGUCGGCGGAGAUGCUGGGGAGAGGGGCGAUGGGGUCAACGUACCGGGUGGUGAUGGAAGGUAGCGGGGGAGAGGGAGUGGUGGUGAAGAGGGUGAGGAGAGAGAGGAGGAGAGGGAAGGAGAGAAGAGGCGAGUGGACGGAGGAGGGGUUGCUUCGAGAGAUCGGGGGAUGGACGCACCCCAACGUGGUGAGUUUGAGGGCUUACUACGCCGACGACCACGAGCUGCUGCUCGUGUACGAUUACCUCCCCAACGGCAGCCUCCACAAUCUCUUACACGGAAAUCGAGGACCAGGAAGGACUCCUUUGGGAUGGACCACAAGGCUGAAGCUCGCAUUGGGUGCUGCAAAAGGCCUGGCCUUCCUCCAUGGUGCAUCCAACUCCAAGCUGUCUCAUCAGCACCUCACCUCCUCAAACAUCCUCGUUGACAACGAGGGAGAUGCACGCAUUUCGGACUUCGGACUCCUUCAGCUUCUCGCUCCAUCAUUUUCUUCAUCUAAUUCUGCCUCCCACAUCGUAGCUUCAAAGACUCUGAACUCAAGCUCGCCGAGGGGAGCUACUCAGAAAUGUGAUGUGUAUAGCUUUGGAGUCAUUCUCUUGGAAAUUUUAACGGGGAGACCAGCGGAGGAUGGUGACAUCAGUUUGGCCCAGUGGGUUCAGACGGUUGUGAGAGAAGAAUGGACGUCGGAAGUCUUCGAUACGGAGUUGUUGAGGAAUAAAGAGACCGAGGAUGAGAUGUUUGCGCUCUUGCAGCUGGCCCUGCUUUGUAUAGCUCGUGAACCCAAGGAUCGCCCCAAGAUGACCAUGGUGUAUAAGAUGAUCGAGGAUAUCAGAGACAGGGGGAGUAGAAGUAGGGGAUCUCGUUCCCCUUCUCAGAAUGAUCAUUCCCACGAGUCCUCCUCCACUUGUCCUUCAGAAGACGCUCCUGCCUUCGCUUGCCGUGAGGUCUUUUGAAUUUUGCUCGGAAGGCACGGGGAUGGUUUGGUGUAGGGUGUCAAACACAUGGCAUUUUAGCUGUCAAGCAAGGUCAAUUCUGGUGGUAUGAGACCGUAAUUUUCCUUUUCCUGCAUUAAAGGUCAAUUCUUGUGGUAUGACCGUAAUCGUUCAUGAAGCACUAAUGAUUUCUAAAAGGAGAACACUCCCAGUCUUAUCGUGCCCUGGCA